UGUGUGACAAGAGUGACUGAUUGGCUGUACAUACAAAACAAAACAACAGAAAAAAAAUAUAUCAAAUCAAAUCAACAUAUGCAAAAAGAAACAAUUCUCUCGGCCUUAUACAAUUUUUGUUUUAUUUCAUUUCAAGUCAAGCGGUAGUGAAUUUUUCAUUUCGUCUCGAGAAACCUUCACAAUUGUCCAUCAAUAUUUCACGACUAAAUCGAAUGUGUCUUUAGAUAUUUAUUGAAAUUUGCACUGUGUGCAAUCACAGUUGACAACCAGAAUCGAAGGGGGACAGACAACGUUUGAGUUACAUUUUAAACACCCAAAUUGGUUAAGAAAUCGGUUGUCUGCGUCGAAUCUAUGACUUCAGAACAAAAUAAUAAAUCAGACGGCGAAACUUCAAGAUCGUCUGAAGGAUCGUCGUCUUCGUCGUCGUCGUCAUCAUCAUCAUCACCGUCAUCUCAAGAGCAAAUUGCAUCUGAAUCAUCCACCCCCGAUCAGUCACACGAAUUUCACGGUUUGGAAAAAGUAAACAGUGAACAAGUGAACAGUACCACACAUUGUAACAAAGGAAAAAUUGCUGCAACCAACAAUAAUAACAAUAUUAUUAUACAAGGUCAAAAUGAUCGUCCCGACACAGAUGAACAAAUUACAAAGCACGACACAAGCGGUUCUUCGACAGUUGAUCAUCAACCGCCACACCAUCAAUCGACUGUGAAUGAAAUUGACGAUAUGAAACGGGCACAUGCCAAACAAUUGAUUGAACGAUACUUUUACCAAUUAACAAUUGGAUGUAAAAAUGCCGAUUGUAGAAAUUCAAAUUGUGCGUCAAGCGGACAAUUUGAAGCAUUAACACCAAACCAAGCGGCCGCACGUGCCAUACAAUUAUUUUCAGAAGAUGCACAAUUGUGCAACGAUAAUUAUCCAUCAAAUAAAAGUGUUCGCAUCACAGACGAAACCGAUUCAGCCAUUCAAAGCACUGAUCAGGAUAUUGAUGACAUCUACAGUGAUUCGAAUGUUCAAAAAGAGAAUCAAGACAAUAUUAUUGCAGAAAUAUUGACUUCAUCGAUUGAUAAAUCAAAUAGUGACUUAUCAUCGAAUUUAUCACAGAACCCUGAAUCUUCCUUACUGUCAAAUGCAAAUACAUCGUCAACCACAUCAACGAAAAUGAAUCGUCGUACUCAGUUAGCUAUUGAAACGCUUCCAUAUAUGGAUGAGCAAGUGCUCAAUCAAUUAAUUGAUUAUUGCAAAAAGAAUCAUACAUUUGCACCGUUAAUUCGAAACUUAGGUAGAUAUUUUUCGUCACGUGAAUAUUUAGUGAAAAGCUUUCAAAAACGUCAUAAUCAUUCGGCCACACAACACAUUAGCAAAUUAAUUCCAAAAGCAGCGGUUCGAAAUUUAAAAAAUCUCAACAAAGAAGACUUUCGAACGCUCGAAGGUGAUUUGGAUAAGGAUAAAGAUGAAAGUGGCAUUACAUCGGACGACGACGAAUUGGCCAGUGGUACAAAUUUUAAUAAAAAUGAUGUACCCCAUCAUCAUACAAGUGUUGAUUUGAAAAGCUUACGUCGUUCAAUGAUCAAUCUACUUGAGACAAAAGCCUCCGCAUUCGAUUCACUCAAUAAUGCAUUGCAAAGUCUGGCGCUUGGCAUAAGUGUUGAUUUGCGUAUGCUUACGCAACGCGAAAAAAUCGAAGAAAUUAUUACGGUAUUUGUGAUUAUUUUUGAAAUUAUUAUUAUUGGAAAAUCGGAUUUUGUUGAUGUGGCAUUGCCAACGAUUUGCAAGGCCGCAUCUUAUUUACCAAUUUGGGCACAAGCACGUCUGGCAAGCAUCUGGGCGCAUCAUUGUCGUGACGGACUGCGAAAACUUCUUGAAACACUUCAACAAUUGAUCAGUUUACAAGUUAUCACCGGAACUUAUCAUGAGAACGCCUUCAUUCAAGACAACGAACAUAUUAUCAACGCCACAAAACUUAUGAAGAUUGUUUAUUAUGCAAGCAUACUGGCGGGUAAAUUGGAAUCGCCAAAAUUGCGCGAAGAGGAUAAUGAUUCUGAAUUCAUGCUUGAAGACGAUUCGUUGCUCAUUUAUUCGGGAUCGAAGAAAUCAUCAAGUGCUGAUAUUACCGAUGCAUUGGCAGACGAAUUGCAAGUAAAUGUGCUUGAUUGUCGUAAGCCGUAUAUUCCAUUUGAAGAGUUUUACAAUGAGCCGCUUAGCGAUGCCAUCGAAAUGGACAACGAUUAUUUAUAUUAUAAGAAUCGUCAAGGUGAUAAAAGAUUUUCGUUUAUGUUAUACUCGUUUAUUUUAACGCCAGCAACAAAAACACUGGGUCUAUACUAUGAUUGUCGUAUAAGAAUGUACAAUGAACGACGUUUUAAUAGUUUUCAUACACAAUUGGCCGGUCAACCAUCGAAUCCAUAUCUUAAAUUGAAAGUACGAAGAGAUCAUAUCAUUGAUGAUGCUCUUGUUGAGCUCGAAAUGAUUGCCAUGGGCAAUCCAAAGGAUUUGAAAAAGCAAUUGGUCGUUGAAUUUGUGGGCGAACAAGGUAUCGACGAAGGUGGCGUUUCAAAGGAAUUCUUUCAAACGAUUGUCGAAGAGAUAUUUAAUCCGGACUACGGAAUGUUUGUACAACAGGAUGGUACCCGCUCCGUUUGGUUUAAUUCAUCGUCAUUCGAAAAUGAAGCACAAUUCAUAUUGAUCGGAAUCGUUUGUGGAUUGGCCAUUUACAAUAAUAUUAUUUUAGCCGUUAAUUUCCCAAUGGUUGUGUAUCGCAAAAUUUUUGGAAUCAAAGGUUCCUUUGCUGAUUUGGCCGAUUGGAAUCCCACAUUACAUAAAAGCCUUCAGGAUAUUUUGGAUUAUGAAGGUGACGAUAUCGAAGACGUUUUUAUGCAAACAUUUCAAAUUAGCUAUCAAGACGUUUUCGGCAAUAAUCUUACACAUGACCUCAAGGAAAAUGGUGAUACAAUUUUUGUUAAUCAAACUAACAAACAGGAAUUUGUUGAUUUAUAUGCCGACUAUUUAUUGAACACAAGUAUCGAUAAAAAGUUUCGUGCUUUUCGACGUGGUUUUCAAAUGGUCACAGAUGAAUCACCUCUUCACCUCUUAUUUCGACCGGAAGAGGUUGAAUUGUUGGUGUGCGGCAGCAAGGAAUUUGAUUUCAACGAAUUGGAAAAGGCAACCGAAUAUGAAGGCGGUUAUACGGAAAAAUCACAGAUUAUUAUUGAUUUUUGGGAUAUUAUUCACAAUCUUCCGCUGGAAUCAAAGAAAAAACUGCUUGAAUUUACAACUGGUUCAGAUCGAGUACCAGUUGGUGGAAUGUCACGAUUGAAACUAGUCAUAGCUCGUAAUGGUUCGGACAGUGAUCGAUUACCAACAAGUCAUACAUGCUACAAUGUUUUAUUAUUACCUGAAUACACAACUAAAGAGAAGCUGGAAGAACGCCUGCUGAAAGCCAUAAAUUAUUCUAAGGGGUUCGGCAUGAUUUAAAGCCAUAACAAUAGCCAAAUCUUUUUGCAAUAAGCUAUAUUAAAUUAAACUAACGAAUCCGAAAAAAAAACAAAAAACAUGUAUUUAAAUUUAAGGCAAUAACUGAAUAAAAGGAUAAUGACACUAGAUGAUUCAAUGAA
This is a messenger RNA of Contarinia nasturtii (swede midge), 3611 nucleotides long. RefSeq names its product ubiquitin-protein ligase E3A (gene Ube3a). The record is from RefSeq and is a predicted model, not a curated record. Gene Ontology annotation, biological process: protein polyubiquitination. Bases 352 to 3471 code for a protein of 1039 amino acids. Lineage: Eukaryota; Metazoa; Arthropoda; Insecta; Diptera; Cecidomyiidae. The transcript is spliced from 10 exons. Gene Ontology annotation, molecular function: ubiquitin protein ligase activity.